UAAACAAAAGUAGACAAAACCAAUGCUUAUUAUUAACAAAAGUAGACAACCAUUUCAUUUCAUUUUCCUUUUUAUCUUCUCUUCUUGCUCCUCAUCCUUCAUAUUCUUCAACAAUUUAAUUGAUGGCUGUUCACUGCAAUUCUUUAGCUCAAAUUCCAAUUCAGAAAUAUGGUUCAUUUGUAAAAUAUUCAAACAAUUUGUUGAUGUCUAAACGAAGCUAUGCCCCACACAAAAAGUCAUCAAUUGGUCCAGUAGUUUUGAGAAUCACAGCCUCCAUCAAGAACAAGGUUUAUGAGGAUGAAUCUCAAGGCAUAAUUUGCUACCAAGAUGAGAGUGGAGAAAUAAUUUGUGAAGGAUAUGAUGAAGGGCCAUCUUAUAAACAAAUUUCAAGACCAACUCAUAACCCAAGUGUCAGGGAUGCUGAAAUCAUAAAUCUUCUAAAACAAAGUUGGUCUCAGAUUAUUGCUAGAGGUGAAGAAAUUGAUCAUGCAAUUGAAGAUGGUUGUUUACAAGAGGAUUUAAUUUGAAUCUCAAAGUAAAGGGUUGAAUAUGUUUAACUAAUAAUCAAUUUGGGCCUUUUGUUACACCCAUAGCUUUGAAGAAUGUAAUAGAACUAUGUAUUUUUUUUUUUUUUGACUAAUGUAAUAGUAUGUAUUAUAAUUGUGAAUAGUGAGUCAUAUAUCACAUGUGUAGUGGGUUAGUUCCUACAGCACAUUUUUUAUUUUACAUGCAAGUUGUACAAAUUAAUAAUAGCAAUGUUUUUCUCUAUUGCUUUUUUCCUCAA
Molecule: messenger RNA, 784 nt
Organism: Cicer arietinum (chickpea)
Lineage: Eukaryota; Viridiplantae; Streptophyta; Magnoliopsida; Fabales; Fabaceae
Source: RefSeq, a predicted model, not a curated record